Triticum aestivum (bread wheat) is the source of this 1130-nucleotide messenger RNA. RefSeq lists its product as uncharacterized. The record is from RefSeq and is a predicted model, not a curated record. The coding region runs from base 176 to 580 and encodes 134 amino acids. The transcript has a single exon. NCBI's taxonomy places the organism in Eukaryota, Viridiplantae, Streptophyta, Magnoliopsida, Poales, Poaceae.
ACCAUCCUCACAACCCCGCUCCACUCCACUCACUGGCGGAUCAGCUCGACAACUCCUAUAAAUCAGCGCCACCAACACCACGGAAUCUCCCACCUACGCCUCCAAGAGUCCAACCAACCACCCAAGAUCACAUACAUUCUCCUGGAAUUAACCGGAGCAGGAGCGGUCGAUCGAGAUGGGGGAUCAGGGCAAAGCAUCGUCGUCGUCGUCGUGGUGCCGCGGCCGGCGGGGCCCGGUAGGGUUCGGGCUGGCGCUGGCCCGGCUGGUGCGGAGGAUGCGGAGGCGGAGCAAGAUGCUGCUGUGCACGGCGGCGCCGGCCGCGUCGUCCCGGUACUGCCCGCAGUACGACCCGCUAAGCUACGCGCGCAACUUCGACCGCGACGGCUUCGGCACCGCGCUGCAAGACAGACGUCUCCGGCGCCGGCCAACUCUGCCACCACUACACCUUCGCCUCGCGCUUCGUGAGAAUUGCUCCCUAUUUUGUUUCGUUCUUUAUCCCCCGACCGCGCCGCCGCUAGCUAGGGAAAAAAAUUAUAUGAAACCAGGUCUCACGAUAAGAGGAUCAUCUUCCGGAUUAUGAUAUGGUGGUUGUACUGUAAUGUACUGUAGUAAGGAUUUCCAGGCCUUCUUGGCUCCAUUGAAUUUGGCCUGUUAACAUGAUGCAUGUCACGUCAGGGGAUCCUAACCAGGAGGUAUUCACAUAGUUUAGAUAGAGACAGAUUCGGUUGUUAGGCAGUUCAAAUAUCUCACAAUUGUAACUAUCCCUAUCUUCUCUUUUCCAAGUAAACUCUCCUGGGAAAUCUCUCUGUAACGAUCGUAGGGUGGUCGCGCCCCCUCCUAUAUAACAUGAACCACGUCCCUCGAGAGAGGUAUAACGUUUUCCGCUAUCGCACAUGGUAGUCAGAGCCUUCCUUUUCUCAUCUGAAGCUUCUGUUGAAUCCAUCUAGCCUAGCCAUGUCUUCCUCCUCCUCCUCCGGUGCCUUCUCUCCCAACCUCAAUAGCCAGGUCACAGAGAAGUUGUCUUGCACGAACUACGUGCUAUGGCGCACGCAGACCACACCUCAACUGCGCGACGCCAGUGUCUACGGCUACGUCGACGACACCACGCCGGAGCCGACGAAGCUCCUCAU